AUGAACAAGUGGAUCCUGUUCGAAGUUGCUCAAGCUAGAAGUGCUUCAGCUUUCAAGAGCGAGCACAUCAAGGAGCUUACAACAUCCCUGCCAGGCCUAUAUUUCAAAGCAUUUGAAACUAUCAGCCUUAUUCACAAAGUCCCCAAGACAAAUGUCCUUUCACUUCUUAUUCAAGAUCAAAUCCCUGGCAUCGAGAGAAGUCUCAGCGAGCUGGAACGAUACGAUAGAACAUGUGCUACGCAGAAAGAAAGAGUUGAUAUCGAUUUGAAGUCACUGGAAGAAAAUUCGAAGUUACUCAAAUGGGUCAAAGGCGACAAGAACCCAGAGCCUUCGCACAAGAGCGUAAAAUUUCAAACAGGGAUUGAAAAAGGAGAAUCGCAGGCCGCUGCCUGGUUUCUUAACACAUCUGUGUUCAAGUCAUGGAGAGAUGGUCUUGCUUCGGAAAAGGCUGAACGAGUCUUUUGGCUGAAAGGAAUCAUGGGUUCCGGGAAAACAACUCUCAUUUGUCGGUUGAUCUCCUACUUCGAAGUAUAUCCCAUUCAUGAGACACGGGUGGUAUUUUAUUACUGCUACGGCAGUGCUACAGAGAAGCAAAACCAAGGUCCUAGUUAUGAAGAAAUCAUACGGGGCCUAUGUCGCAGACUAGCAUGGAACGACGGCGGCGAAAUUGCGCAGCCUGCCAAAGAAUUCUAUCAGCAAUGCACCAGUCUGGACGAUCAAAAGCCUCACACGAAUAGAUGGGAACAACUGCUCCGCGAUCUCAUCAUUCACAGCAAAGAGCGGAUUCUGUUCAUAAUCGAUGCACUUGAUGAAUGCAGUGCCAAAGCAGAUCGACGGAAGUUCCUCAAGUUCGUUAGAGAUAUGCAACAACAUGGAGUAUACAUGAUACUCUCGUCGAGGCCACAUGCUGAAGUUGACGAAUACUUCAAAACAUCAACUAUUCGAUACUCUGUUGUGACGACAGAAGCUAAAGCGGACAUGGAAGUCUUCAUAAAUGAUGAGAUCUCCAGAAUACGAACAGACCCUUCCCAUUCACAAAGUGCGUUUCUAGAAAACGAGAACCUUGAACUUUUGAGUGCCACAUUGAUCAACCAGGCCAAUGGCAUGUUUCGUUGGGCGCAAUUGUGGUUGGGAGUCUUCUUCAAUCCGAAUCACGAGUCUGUUGUAUUGAAAAAGACCGCAAAGGGAAUGCUCGAGAUGCUGCAAAAAGGAGCAGCACUACCCACCAACGGUGAUGGUAAUGAUAUGGCGCAGGUUUAUCAACAGCUAUGGGAUAUAAAUGGUGAUGGCGACGAGGAUCGGAAACUCCGUCAAAUACGAGCCUUCCGCUUUGUCCUCGCGGCAGAUGAACCUCUUCAAACUCAAACACUGCUAGACGCAAUUCGUUUCGAUCCAGAAGCGCCAACAGAACUCGCCAAGGAGAUUGAUGUGGUAUACCUCCGCAAGCUGUUCCACAACUUCCUCCUGGAGCGAUCGGGACGCCUCGAAUUUGAGCAUGUUUCGGCCAAGACCUUUAUUUUGAACAUGCAGGACCCUGCUAGCAAGCACGUUAUAUUUGACGACGACCUAGAGAACCAUCGCACCAUCGCAGAAACCUCAUUACUUCUCUUGAGAAAUCCGGAUCAUGAGCUUUGGAAAGAGGCUCAUGUCCAUUGGAAUUCGAAUGAAGUGCGCGCCUUUAUCAGGAGACAUCAAGAUUUUGACGAAGCCUGGGAGAGGGCUGUAUUAGCAGUCUUUUCGAGCCGCUACGAUGUGGAAGAGCUCGCAAGAAAAUUACGGGAUCCUGAUCUCCGCCUUGAGUUUCGCCUGGAUAAGGAGCGCCUUAAUGCCUCUUGCUUGGCACUGUAUGUGCUCUACUCAUGGUCGAAGCACUGCUGCAAAAUCCAUGACAACGGUUUGAGUGCAUCAUUCCGGCGCCUGCUUCUGGACACUUUGAGAGACAGGCCAGUGACGUUGAAUUACUUAGAGGCAAUGAGAGUAAAUCAGCUUCCCGCGGCUGCCGAUAUCGACCCUCUGAUCUUUGCUCUAAGUCAUGGAUUAUCUCCUUUCCAUUCUCCUGGCGGAGGUAUUGAUUUGACCCCGAAUCUAGGCGACAUCAUGGCCCGAAAUAGUGUCGGAGAAACAACGCUGCAUAUUGCAGUUCGAAAGAAUGACCAUCGCUCAGUAAAGGCUCUUCUACACAUUCAUUCAGAAGCGGAUUCCAACGUGCCUCUACUAUAUUCUGUGGACAACGAGGGAAACAACGUUCUCCACGUUGCAACAAAAGACGAAAUCGUUAUGAUCUUGUUAGAAUUCGAAUCUAAAUGGGCGAAGACAACCAGUCUCCAUCCAGAUAAGUUACAAGAUAGCGAGCUAUUGCAGACAACAAAUGAACGACUCAAAACACCUCUGGAGAACCUUGCAUUUUACUGCAGCGAGGAUUUAAUCAUGGCGAUUAUGGAAAGGUUCGAGGUUAAAGCUUCCCGAGUUACCGGAGCCCUGCGCCGUCGAUUAUGGCCUACUGUCAUACGCCGCGGAUUCAAGCGCGUAAUUCGUCUUCUCCUGGAUCGAGGCGCAGCCAUUGAUGAUAUUGCAUUGCCAUAUGGCACGUCGCUAUCAAUAGCCGCCGCUUGUGGCAAUGAGGAUAUGGCGGCUUUCCUUAUACAGCAAGGAGCGGAUCUGAAUGGUCCUGGGGGAGACUAUGGAACACCUUUAGGAGCAGCUGUUCAUUUUGUACAGGGAAGGGUAGUUGACCUUUUGAUGCAACAUGAAGUCGAUUUGGAUCAAGCUGUACGGCUAUCACCCGAUUCCGAUGAUAAAAAAUGGAAUCGUGUGGGUGGUAGGUUCAUGAAAGUCGCGAAUGUUCUGCAAGAGCGUGGACGCAGAUACGAUCCUGACAACGUUGGUGCGUUGAAAGUACAAUUUUGGGGAUGGUAA
Molecule: messenger RNA, 2916 nt
Organism: Pestalotiopsis fici W106-1
Lineage: Eukaryota; Fungi; Ascomycota; Sordariomycetes; Amphisphaeriales; Sporocadaceae
Exons: 6
Coding region: 1-2916 (971 amino acids)
Molecular function (GO): protein binding
Source: RefSeq, a predicted model, not a curated record